Ipomoea nil (Japanese morning glory) is the source of this 2662-nucleotide messenger RNA. Its product is annotated as titin. NCBI's taxonomy places the organism in Eukaryota, Viridiplantae, Streptophyta, Magnoliopsida, Solanales, Convolvulaceae. The coding region runs from base 264 to 2255 and encodes 663 amino acids. The record is from RefSeq and is a predicted model, not a curated record. The transcript is spliced from 4 exons.
GAAUUUUAUCAAAGGUUGGAGUGGAGUGGUGUACUUUGCUUUGAGAGCCUUUUUGGGUUGUUGCCAACCAGAACAUACUACCAGAUCAUCAUCCUUUUCCCUUUCUAGCUAGUACCCAUCUUCUACCAUACUAUACAAAUACACCUUUCUUUUCAUUCAAAACCUGUUGAGUAGUGGAUCUCUGUAUAGUAGCAAGAAGAUCAUCAUUCUCACCUCCGAUCCUUUUUUAUGUUUUUUCUUUGAUUCAAUCAUACCCAUCAUCCAUGGCUACUGAUGAAUCUACAGUUCCUUCUGUUCAUCCCUCUGAGCAGGCAGAGAAGGAAGUUAAAACAAUGGAACAAGACAACGUCGCUGCGCCUCAUCAACUUAAGGAAAGCGGGGAGGAGGCGGUGAAAGGCGAGGAAGUAGAGAAAAAUGGUGAAGCUCCUCCUCCUCCUCCAACUAGUGAGGUGGUGGUGGAAGAUGAGAAGAAGGCGGGGGAGGAAGAGGUGAAACCCGAGGGUGAGGGCGAGGAAGAGAAUCCAAAAGGUGAGGUAAUUGAAGUGGAGAAGAGUAGUGGCAUUGAGGAAGAGAAGAAGCCGCCUAAAGGUGAGGUAAUUGAAGUGGAGAAGAGUGGCAUUGAGGACGAGAAGCCUAAAGGUGAGGAAUUGCCUUGUGUCGUCGAACAAGUGGAAAAAGCCGAGGAUGGUGAAGGGAAGCCUCAAGGUGAGGAUUUAGCUGCUGUAGUUGAAGAGGGCGGGGAAGCGAAGCCGCCUAAGGGCGAGGAAUUACCCAUUAUGGAGGAGGUGAAAACAACUAAUGUUGAUGAUGAAGAGAAGCCUAAAGUUGAGGACUUGGGAAAAGGCAAUGAGGAAGAGAAGCCCAAAGUUGAGGACUUGGGAAAAGGCAAUGAGGAAGAGAAGCCCAAAGUUGAGGACUUGGGAAAAGGCAAUGAUGAAGAGAAGCCCAAAGUUGAGGACUUGGGAAAAGGCAAUGAGGAAGAGAAGCCUAGUUGUGAUGAAUUGCCUGUAAUUUUAGAGGCAAUAAAAGUUGAAGAUAAGGGUGAGGAGUUGGCUGCCAUUGAAGAAGAGGCGAAAAAGCCCGACGAGGAAGCCAAACCUAAAGGUGAGGGGGAGUUAGCCAUAACUGAAGAGGUGAAAACAGGUGAUGAUGUUGAAGAAAAGCCUAAAGUUGAGGAUUUAGGUGCCAUUGAAGAGGUGGAAAAGGGCAUUGUGGAAGAGAAGCCUAUUUGUGAUGAAUUGCCUGUAAUUGCAAAAACAGUUGAAGAGGAAGAGGAAGAGAAGCCUAAAGAAGAACAGCAAAUUAGUCUUCAAGUCCCUUCAAUUGAACCAGAAGAAAAGAUUGAAGACCAGAUUCCAGCUUCUACUGAAGAGGCUGCUAAGGAGCCUGAUCAAACCACUCCUGAAAUACCAAUCGACCACGAGGCCAAACCCGUGGCAGCUGAAGAAGAUGUCGAAAAGCCACUAGACGAAUCGAUAAAGGAUGCUGACCAAGUAGUGGGGCAACCAAAAACAGUCGAGGUUCCGGUUCCUGAACCAAAAACAGUCCAAGAAACGAAAGGGCAGGAAGAAAAACUGCCAGCUAAAGAACAAGAUUCGGAAGCUCCAGAACCCGCUGUUGUUGUGAAAGAGGAAACUGCAGUAACCGAAAAACCCCUGGAGCAGGUUACCACUCCCCAGAAGGCAGAGGUUUUCGCUGACAAAAUUGAAGACGUCGAAGAACCUCAACUAGUACUACCUCAGCUUGCUCAAUGCUUAGAGCAAGAGACACAAACCGAGACAAAACAACACCAACUUACUGCACCAAAAACUGAUCAAGAAGUCGAGAAAGUGCAGGAAGCUAAGGAGACUGCAGAAGUAGAAGAAAAACAAGAGAAAAUUGAUCAGGACGAGGAAGAAAAAACUAUCGAACCAUCUGAAAAUCCUCCUCCAGAGGAAGCUGCUCAAGUCAAGACUGUUUCUCGAGACACUGAAAAUAAAGAAGCCGAGGCAACAGAAGUGGAGAAGAAGGUAGAUGCAGCCACAGCAAUUGAAGACGCCCAAAAGCCACAGACACAAGUGAAAGAAGAGGUGGCUCGGGCUCCUGAAGCUGCAAAACACGACGAAUCCAAAGAUGGCAAUGACAAGAAAGACGAUAACGUUGUUCUUGUGAAGGCAAAGCAAUCAAACAUCAUGUCAAAGGUUAAGCAAACGCUCGUCAAAGCAAAGAAAGCAAUCAUUGGGAAAUCCCCCAGUCCAAAAACCGAAACAAAAUAAGAAGCAGAAAGAGGUAACAAUGGCUAUAUAUAUAUAUAUAAUGAUCAGAAAUCGCAAGUAGUAACAUACUUGUCAAGUGUGCUCUUUUAUUCUCAUUUUAUUUAUUUAUUUUUUGCCAAAUUUGUGCUGUUGGUUUGUUGCAUGAUCAGUGGUUGUUGUCCUAGGUAUAGUACUACAGGAAUGUUUUUCUUGAUACAUUUGCAAACUAGAAGGGUGGGUUGAUUUUCUCUGCUUUCUUUCUUUUCGUUUUGCCUCUAUUCAUUUGGUUUGUGUGUUGAUGAUGCAAGAACAUAUUGGAUUAAUUUGUUGAGGAUAUGAUGUACAUAAAGUUUGAUUAAAUUUGUGAUUUGUGAAUAUUGUUAUAGUUCCAAUAUAUGAUAAUGAAUAUUCAUCUGUUGCAUGGAAAA